Molecule: messenger RNA, 4245 nt
Organism: Pelobates fuscus (common spadefoot toad)
Lineage: Eukaryota; Metazoa; Chordata; Amphibia; Anura; Pelobatidae
Gene: SCAPER
Product: S-phase cyclin A associated protein in the ER
Exons: 31
Coding region: 52-4218 (1388 amino acids)
Source: RefSeq, a predicted model, not a curated record
GCCUUUCCGGUCAGUGACUGGUGACAGCGGUGGGAGCGCUGCGGCUGCCGGAUGGCUUCAUUUCAAAGAUCAAACAGCCAUGACAAGGUACGAAGGAUUGUGGCAGAGGAAGGACGUACGGCUCGAAACCUGAUUGCAUGGAGUGUCCCUUUGGAAAACAAAGAAGAUGAUGGGAAACCAAAGUGGCCAUGUGGGAAACCUAAAAGAGGAACUCAUGGAGCGCACAAAUCAUCCAAACAGAACAAUAACUUACAAUGCAAAUUAAAUGCUGGAUCUAAUGCUGAUAAAAUUCAUGACAAAAGCCCAACCAAAGCAAGGCAUCCAAGGAAAGUGGACCUGCGUGCACGCUACUGGGCCUUUCUUUUUGACAACCUAAGGAGAGCUGUGGAUGAGAUUUAUGUGACUUGUGAAUCGGACCAGAGUGUUGUUGAGUGCAAGGAAGUUUUGAUGAUGCUGGAUAACUAUGUGAGAGAUUUCAAGGCGCUUAUUGACUGGAUUCAGCUUCAGGAGAAGCUGGAGAAGACAGAUGCCCAGAGCAGGCCUACGUCUUUGGCUUGGGAAGUGAAGAAAAUGUCCCCAGGACGCCACGUCCUGCCUAGUCCAUCAUCUGACAGAGUAAGCUCAACAUCCAGUGCCAGAAGGGCCCUCAAUUUUGGGGGUCCUUCUAUCAAUAUUGCUCCCAAUCGUCUGACAGGUGUGAGUUGGGCGGAUAAAGUAAAAGCUAGCCACAGCAGCUCUGCAGGAGAACAAGUUACGGAACCAGUGUAUACAAACGUGCCAAUCCCAACACAGAGAACGCAUCUUGAAAACGAACGGUUGGAUGCAGAAGGCUGGGAGACAGUGCAGCGUGGUAGGCCAGUCCGCUCCAGGUCUACAACGGUAUCAAACAAGAAACCUUCCCUACUAGUCACUGAGAAAAGGACGAAAGAUGACAGUGACAAAGAGAACAUGUUUUUCACAUCACCUGCUGAGUUUCCACAGGAGGUUAAGAAAUCAGAGCUCCCCCCAGUUCUUGUCGAGCCCCCUCCUAAGGAGUUGCUGUGCCCGUGUGAAAUUCCGGUGCAAGAAAUAACGCAGUUUACUGUCCACAAAGCUUUAGAAGAACUAAAGACACCCCAAUUAACCCCUUCCCUGCCGUGCCUGGAUAUCCCUGUUGUGUUUCUCGAUCCGCUGUCUAAAUUGCGGAAGGCGGAGAUAAUGCGUUCAUCGGACUGCGUAUCAGUAGGGGAAGUGAAGCCGAGCAGUGAUAUGGAACUUUCAAACGUGAGUGCUGGAAAACUGUCAAUGGCAGAAGUCCUGGCCAAAAAAGAAGAGUUGGCUGAUCGUUUAGAGAAAGCAAAUGAAGAGGCCAUAGCAAGUGCUAUUGCAGAAGAAGAACAGCUCACAAGAGAGAUCGAGGCAGAGGAGAACGAUAUAGAGAUUGACAAUGAGAGCGAAUUCUCUGCCAGCAUGGGCAGUGGAAGUAUCUCAUUCGGUGGUAUGUCCAUGGACUGGAACGAAGUUUUAGCAGAUUAUGAAGCACGUGAAUCUUGGAGACAGAACACGUCCUGGGGAGAUAUUGUAGAGGAAGAACCUUCAAGGCCUCCAGGACAUGGAAUCCACAUGCAUGAAAAGCUUUCUUCACCAUCAAGAAAAAGAACAAUUGCUGAAUCCAAAAAGAAGCAUGAAGAGAAGCAGCUUAAAGCACAACAACUGAGAGAGAAGCUCCGGGAGGAGAAAGCUCUCAAACUUCAAAAGUUGUUGGAACGGGAGAAGGAUGUGACGAAAUGGAAGGAGGAAUUACUGGAGCAGAGGCGUAAGAUGAUGGAUGAAAAGUUACUCCACGCAGAGUUUAAGCGAGAGGUUCAACUACAAGCAAUUGUGAAGAAGGCACAGGAAGAAGAAGCAAAGGUUAAUGAGAUUGCAUUCAUAAAUACCUUGGAAGCACAGAACAAGCGUCAUGAUGUUCUAGCCAAGCUAAAGGAAUACGAACAAAGACUAAACGAACUGCAGGAAGAACGGCAGCGGAGGCAAGAGGAGAAGCAAGCUCGUGAUGAAGCUGUGCAGGAACGCAAGCGAGUCUUGGAAGCCGAACGCCAAGCUAGAGUCGAAGAAUUAUUGAUGAAGAGAAAGGAGCAAGAGGCUCGCAUAGAAAUGCAACGGCAAGAGAAGGAGCGGGCUCGAGAAGAUGCAGCUAGAGAGAGGGCUCGGGACAGAGAAGAGAGACUGGCGGCUCUGACAGCAGCACAGCAGGAAGCUAUGGAGGAGCUCCAGAAAAAGAUUCAACUCAAGCAUGAUGAGAGCGUUAGGAGGCACCUGGAACAGAUCGAACAGAGGAAGGAAAAGGCAGCGGAGCUCAGCAGCGGGAGACAUGCAAGUACUGAGUAUGCUCCAAAACUCACCCCAUAUGAGCGGAAGAAGCAAUGUACUCUAUGCAAUGUGACGAUUUCUUCUGAUGUUUACCUUCUUAGCCACAUUAAAGGAAGGAAGCACCAGCUAGCCGUGAGAGAGAACAGCAGUAUCCAGGGUAGAGAGCUCUCCGAUGAAGAAGUGGAACAUCUUUCAUUAAAAAAAUAUAUAGUGGAUAUACUGGUUGAAACAGUUGCCCCAGUGGAGCUUGUAAUGGAUGGUGAAGACAAGCAAAAGAAUAAGAAAAAAGCUAAAAAGCUGAAGGCGCGAUUAAAUAGCAGAGCCAAGGAGUAUGAGAACACAUUGGAAGCCAAAACCCCUGUGUCUGAUUCUUCAUACAAAGCAAAAUUGCAAAGACUUACUAAGGAUCUGCAAAAGCAGCUUCAAGCACAGGACAGUGGAGCCUGGGCCACCAAUAAGAUCUCCGCACUGGACCGAGCACUGGGAGAGGUGUCACGGAUCCUUGAGAAGCAGAUUGUUGCCGAUCAGAUAGCAUUCCAGACAGCAGGUGGACUGUCCGUUCUAGAACAGAUUCUGCAAACAACAGCACCCAUGGGCAACUCCGGUACAGCCUCCCGUGUGCCAUUCAAGUCUCUUUGUAAUGCUGUCAAUAUCUACACAUUAACCUGCACUAACUGUCCUGAGACCUGCACCUACAUUCUGCUGAGCAGUAAAAUCACAUUUCUUCUGGAGCUCCUUAUACAACAGCUAACGUUAUUUGUGCCAGAUGAAGAUAAGACCAUCCUAGGAAGGAGUGUUAACAAGCAGGUCUUUGAAGGUGUGACAACUGGACUUCUUCUUCUGUGCUCUCGGAUUUUCAGAAGCAUCAACUACAACUCACUACUAGCCGGAGGUGACAAGACGGACAUUACCAAAAUAAGGCCAGACACCAAGAGUAAGGCAUCCUUGGCCGACUCGUUGAGCAGCCGCAUCCAAGAUGUAAUUAGUUACAUGGUGAAUAUCGGACUGGUUGACAAGUUGUGUGGCUGCUUUCUCUCCAUACAAGGUCCUCUUGAUGAGAGCCCCAAAGUGUCAGCAUUUUUGCAGGCGGCAACUUCCCUGUUGGAGCAGCUGUGCAGGUUGUGCAUGUCUGUGACAAAAAGCAGAUCUUCAGAUAUAUUUGAAGCGUCCCAGGAUCCCACUGGACUAUCAGCUUCUCUCCAGAGUUCAGACCUUGUAGGUGUUUUGCACAUGUUGUAUUGUGCAUUGUUUCAUAGCACAACCUCGGAUCCCAACGGUUCCAGCUCCAAAGAGACAUAUGAGCACAACACUAUCCAAGUGGCAUCUCACAGCUUACGGUUCCUAAACAGCUUUGCUACCCUUGAUCUCCAAGCCUUUCAGUCUGUUGUAGGUGCAGAAGGCCUUUCUCUUGCCUUUCGCCAUGUGAUCAGUUCCUUGCUCUGGUUUUGCUCUCAGUACACGUGUGAGGAGCUUCUCCAUGAAAUUAUUGUAUGCGUUGGAUAUUUCACUGUGAAUCACACUGACAAUCAGGUUAUUGUCCAGUCAGGCCGUCACCCCACGGUCCUGCAGAAACUCUGCCAGCUUCCCUUCCAGUACUUCAGUGACUCUCGACUGGUCCGACUACUCUUUCCCACACUGAUCUCUGCCUGCUACAACAACCCGCAGAACAGACUGAUAUUGGAACAGGAGUUAAGCUGUCAGCUGCUCGCUACUUUCAUUCAGGACUGUUUGCAAGGAUCAAGUCAUCCCGAAAGCAGGACGUCUCAAAACAAAGAUAAUUCUGAGCAUUACCUGGAAUUCUCCAGCCGUUUCCCUCGUCAAAACUGGGAACUUUCUCGACAAUUCUUUCUGAAGAAGGACAGUGACUAAUAAAGAAUAUGACCCUUCAUAGUUUUU